Messenger RNA from Drosophila melanogaster (fruit fly), 3461 nucleotides. It is a transcript of the gene Or45a, whose product is annotated as odorant receptor 45a. Gene Ontology annotation, molecular function: olfactory receptor activity; odorant binding. The record is from RefSeq and is marked reviewed. Lineage: Eukaryota; Metazoa; Arthropoda; Insecta; Diptera; Drosophilidae. Gene Ontology annotation, biological process: sensory perception of smell. The coding region runs from base 74 to 1210 and encodes 378 amino acids. Gene Ontology annotation, cellular component: plasma membrane; membrane. The transcript is spliced from 2 exons.
UUUCUUUUUUUUUUUGCCCCCAGUGGCUGCUAUAAAAGUUGGUGCAACAACGAAAUCCGGUUGAAAGACCAACAUGGACGCCAGCUACUUUGCCGUCCAGAGAAGAGCUCUGGAAAUAGUUGGAUUCGAUCCCAGUACUCCGCAACUGAGUCUGAAACAUCCCAUCUGGGCCGGGAUUCUCAUCCUGUCCUUGAUCUCUCACAACUGGCCCAUGGUAGUCUAUGCCCUGCAGGAUCUCUCCGACUUGACCCGUCUGACGGACAACUUUGCGGUGUUUAUGCAAGGAUCACAGAGCACCUUCAAGUUCCUGGUCAUGAUGGCGAAACGAAGGCGCAUUGGAUCGUUGAUUCACCGUUUGCAUAAGCUAAACCAGGCGGCCAGUGCCACGCCCAAUCACCUGGAGAAGAUCGAGAGGGAAAACCAACUGGAUAGGUAUGUCGCCAGGUCCUUUAGAAAUGCCGCCUACGGAGUGAUUUGUGCCUCGGCCAUAGCGCCCAUGUUGCUUGGCCUGUGGGGAUAUGUGGAGACGGGUGUAUUUACCCCGACCACACCCAUGGAGUUCAACUUCUGGCUGGACGAGCGAAAGCCUCACUUUUAUUGGCCCAUCUACGUUUGGGGCGUACUGGGCGUGGCAGCUGCCGCCUGGUUGGCCAUUGCAACGGACACCCUGUUCUCCUGGCUGACUCACAAUGUGGUGAUUCAGUUCCAACUACUGGAGCUUGUUCUCGAAGAGAAGGAUCUGAAUGGCGGAGACUCUCGCCUGACCGGGUUUGUUAGUCGUCAUCGUAUAGCUCUGGAUUUGGCCAAGGAACUAAGUUCGAUUUUCGGGGAGAUCGUCUUUGUGAAAUACAUGCUCAGUUACCUGCAACUCUGCAUGUUGGCCUUUCGCUUCAGCCGCAGUGGCUGGAGUGCCCAGGUGCCAUUUAGAGCCACCUUCCUAGUGGCCAUCAUCAUCCAACUGAGUUCGUAUUGCUAUGGAGGCGAGUAUAUAAAGCAGCAAAGUUUGGCCAUCGCACAAGCCGUUUAUGGUCAAAUCAAUUGGCCAGAAAUGACGCCAAAGAAAAGAAGACUCUGGCAAAUGGUGAUCAUGAGGGCGCAGCGACCGGCUAAGAUUUUUGGAUUCAUGUUCGUUGUGGACUUGCCACUGCUGCUUUGGGUCAUCAGAACUGCGGGCUCAUUUCUGGCCAUGCUUAGGACUUUCGAGCGUUAGCCCAUCAAAUCGAAGCUUGAGAAUAGUUACCUCUUAAUGAACAAAAAUGAUUAUAAUUUCUUAAUCAAUCAAUAAUCUUUAAUAGUCGAGUACAUUUAUUUGGAAAUAUUCAUGGGCAAGCGAUCCAAACAUCCACAACCCAACUCCAAUCAGUUGCCAUUUGGACGAGCAUGUUUUUGACGGGCUCAGCUGCCCCGAAGGGAUCUCAUGCCCCAGGUUGAUGCCACUGCAGGCAGAUGGAGGAGCAUAUGAAAUUCAUGAGGGCAUUCCACAAAGGCAGCUAGCGAAGCCAGCUCAUGCGUGUGGCCAUGAUGUCAGUCGUGUGUGCAUAUGGGUACUCGUAUGUAUUGUAUGUAUAUAGAUGUAUACACCAGGUAGUCGGAAUUUGUUAGUAUGAAAGUACGAAAGUAUGCAACAUCAGCAGCAUCGUUCAGGUGGGGAACAAGUUGCUGAAAAAUAGCUACUCAAACUAUGUGCACCAUGCUGCUUGCCAGCCAAUGGCCUCGGGCUCCUUUUUCGACUCAGCCCGGGUCUUGAGCUAGUUUCGGGGCUUCGGGAUCAGGAUCAGGUGGAAUGCGGACCUAAGAACCCUGCCCUUAUCCUUCGUGCCUUGCGGAAUGUUGCCUGCUACGGAAUUUCUGGCUUGAUGUUGCCGAGAUUCGAAUUCAGUCGGAGGCUAAGUCGCUUGAACGGAAUUUGUUUUAUUAAAUUUUACAACUCGGUAUUUUGCACAUGCAAAAUGGACUCAGUAUUUCGGACUCCGUGCACCACCGUUUUACCAAAAAGCUGUGACAAAUUGUGCGGGCGUGGAAGCCAGGCACCUCGGAUUAUGUUACAAAUUACGACAGCGCUAUUGCGGGCAUAAUUAAUUUUUGUCUCUGACAUUUGAUUUAUUGGUCUGCGUUGGUCAGCAUCUUUGGCUUGACUUCGAAAAAACAAAUGAGCAGCGAUUAAUAAGCGCGAAUCGCUCCUGGCCAUUACGCACCUGCGGCACAAACAGCCAACAAAAUUCGAGCAUCAACCUGCCACAGCUAGCUGGGUUUGCUGGGCGGUAUAACUUUACAGCAAAUUGUGGCCAAGAUAAGAGCGGAUGGCCAAGAGCCACAAGCUGAAAAUAGUGGUGAAAAAAAUCACCAUUUUAUGUGUAUUAAAAAUGUGAACAAAAACGAACAGGAGCGAGCACAGAUUUUGUUUGCGGUUCGUUGAGCACACAAUAAUUCCAUCAGCAUCAGUGGCAGUAGGAAAAGUGGGCGUGGCAGGCGUGUGUGGGCGGUGGGGUAGAGAUAAAAGUGCUGGCAGCACUUUCGCUGCAUUGCUUUUUUUGUUUUUUUGCAGUUGUUGCGGUGUAUUGUGUGGGCAGUGCCACGAGGCGAAUGGUUAAUAAUCGAACAAAAAGGUCCUUAAAGCUGUCGCGCAGUGAGCAAACGUUUAUGCAAAGUAAAUUGAUAUGCAAACUGCAAAUUUCAAUGGCAAUUCAAACUUAAAUGUCCUAAUGCAGUUUUAUCUUUGUAAAACAAAAUGGUGGCCAGCUGGUAGUUUCCCGCAAGCAUUACCCCAGGGCUUAUGGUUUGCAUUUAACCAACAAAAAAUCUAACCUAAAGUUUUACAACAAAAUUGAUUUUUCAAUUUCAAAAUGAAUUGCCUGAAAUGAAGAAAACAAAAACUAUCAGUAUUUUAAUGCGAAAAUUGAAAUGCCAAGCUUAAAUCAAGUUCGCAAUGCGGAAAAGUGGCCAAACACUUAUUCAAUUCACCCGAAGUGGAAAUUCAAAUUUUCGAACACAAAUGCUAAUUCAAAUUAAAUGGAAAAACCCAGCCGUUUUCACGGUAAUUCCACCUCUUUGGCCACCGGAAAAUAGGAAGCACAAAAAAUGUCCCACUUUAAUCGGGCUUGUGUUUGCCAAAGCUAUAUUUUCAUCUGUAUAUAUGUACAAUAUAAAUGUAUAACAUAUAUUUUUCGGUUAAGCAUACAAGGCGGCUGUGCAGGGCCUUGAUGAAACUUUUCUAAUUAAAAUUGUGCGGCUUGUUGAAAGGUUUUUCCAACGGCGAGGGGCCGGCGAAGGGCGGGCGCGGAGAUAGCCAGUUUUAAUAGAAAUUACAUUAAUUAAUAUUUAAAAUAUGCUUAAAUACACAUUCCUAUGCAUUAAUUAAUACGGGCUGGCGGCACACAUACAGCGAGUAAACAAUGAAACGUGACUGGAACUAACAACGAAUUGCGCCAUAAGCCAAACGUUGGCAGGCAGGCACUCCAACU